UACGAAGGAGAUGCGGCCUUAUCGAGAGCUGAUUGGCUCAAGCUGUUUAGCGCGAAAUACGCCCUAUUCGAACAUAUGAAGUUCUCUUGGUGUCACGUCACAAGAGACCGACGUGCAACGUAACACUUGAACUACUCCAGUACUUCUCAUGCCUUUGCACAGGCGGUUUACGGCGCGAAACGCCUUCAUUGUUAUCAGUUUCUUGUUUCUCGGCGCAUAUUUCGUCCACAUCAAAAAUGUGAUACGCGACGAGAGCGCCGCUCUCGCGGGCACAGACAGUGAUCUCACUGAUCUCACUGAUGUCGCUGAACUCGCUGAACUCGCUUUACCACCUGACCAGCUAGUCUUGGACAGCGCGAGCGAGCACGAGAAAGAGACCAAGCAGUUACAAGUGAACACAGGCAUCAAGAUGCGCAGGACAGCAGUCGUGGUCGCAAGCCAGGCUUCGGAGAACGCGACGUGGUUGGACGAGUACUUUCCACAGUGGGAGAAGAAUAUCUACCGCGUAGACGAUCCCCAGGCGCCGCUCACGGUGCCCAAGAAUAAGGGCAGGGAGAGUAUGGUGUAUUUGACUUACAUCAUAGACCACUACGACGCUCUACCUGACAACGUCCUAUUCAUCCAUCCCAACCGCUACCAAUGGCACAACGACGACCCAGACUACGACGGUGUACCCAUGCUGCACCACUUUCAGCUUCCAUACCUCGAGCAGGAGGGAUACGUCAACAUUCGAUGUGUGUGGUCUCUUGGGUGUCCUGAUGAGAUCAAGCCACUAAAAGAGGAGGGUGAGCAUAGAGCGAGUAUACAUGCCGGUGGCUACUACAAAAAGGCGUUCCAGGAGCUUUUCCCGGAUACACAGGUACCGAUACGUGUUGGUGUGAGCUGCUGUGCGCAGUUUGCAGUGACAAGGGAGAAGAUUCGGCAGAAGAGUAGGGAGACGUAUAUAAGGUAUCGGGAGUGGUUGAUGAAUACAGAGUUGGGCGACGCAAUUAGUGGGAGGGUGUUGGAGUAUUCGUGGCACAUGAUCUUCGACAAAGAGCCCGUUCACUGCCCAAGUGCGGAAGACUGCUAUUGCAAAGUUUUUGGGCUCUGCAACCUGAAGUGCAACACAGAAGCCUGUGAAGGGCGAUAUAUGCUGCCACCUUUUGCGUCCCUACCACAAGGCUGGCCCCUCGUAGGAUGGAACGACGAGCCACGUCAAAGAGCUGGAUCUGAAGAAUAACUCCAUCAACCAAGGACACAUACCGCACAGUCUCUCGCAUUGUGAGCAGGUGUCGUGGGUCCCCUCAACGGGAAAAGCAUCCACGAGAGCAAAAUAUUGUUUUCCCCGAUAUCGGCGAUGAUUCUUGCUCGAACCGGAUCCGGAAGCUCUGUCGCAGAACUCUAUGUGCUGUGCCGCAUCAAAUUUCACAUAAAAUGUGUCAACCUUUGGCUUAUGACGCGACAAUGGCGGUUCUUCAACAAUAACCUGCAUACGCUCGC
Dothidotthia symphoricarpi CBS 119687 is the source of this 1482-nucleotide messenger RNA. RefSeq lists its product as uncharacterized. The coding region runs from base 149 to 1222 and encodes 357 amino acids. The record is from RefSeq and is a predicted model, not a curated record. The transcript has 3 exons. Lineage: Eukaryota; Fungi; Ascomycota; Dothideomycetes; Pleosporales; Dothidotthiaceae.